AUGACUCUGCGCGACAUCAUCAACGGCCUCGCAUACCGUGCGAAUGCCGCAGCCUCCUGGGCCCUAGGACCAACGCGCAAGGCCCAAAUCGAUGGCUGGUUUGUCGACAAGUAUCACAACCAGCCUUUUGUGUUUGGCCUCGCAGUUACCUCGCUGGCUUUUGCCGCCGUUCCGACCGCCAUCUUCGCCGGCUAUAUUGUCUUCUGGGCCCUGAUUUCCUUUGCCAUCUUCUGGGCGAUCUUGCUCUUUUGGGCCGGCUUGGGGCUGCUGCUUUUUGUGCCGGCCUUGUUCCUUACCACGGGCCUGGCCGUCUUGCUGUUCCUCUGGGCAGCGGUAUCGUUUAUUGUGACGACGCGCGCUCUGUCUCUUCUAGGGUUCCAGCUGCCCUUCCUCUCCAGUCCCCCUAUACCUUCCUACACCCAUGUUUCGCCGCCCAAGGCAGACACAAAAACGUCUGACAGCAGGCCAACUACGCCACCUACAUACUCUACGAAACCAUAUGACCAGUCGCAGACCUCUCCCUCGACAACAAACGGAGGAGCUCUGUAA
Molecule: messenger RNA, 549 nt
Organism: Grosmannia clavigera kw1407
Lineage: Eukaryota; Fungi; Ascomycota; Sordariomycetes; Ophiostomatales; Ophiostomataceae
Exons: 1
Coding region: 1-549 (182 amino acids)
Source: RefSeq, a predicted model, not a curated record